AAACAUGCUGGUACCAUAUGGGACCGACGCCGUGCAGUACCGAUUCCUCUGAUCUGCUCAGCUCAACUUGAAACAAGUUUUACUAAUCCCCAGCAAAGAACUACUUUAAUAGAAAGAAAAACCAAUCCACCAGGCGCCCAAUUAACUUGACAACAGAGCAAAGGUGCAACGCUGUAGGAGCGCAGUGUCAAGAGGACAUAAAAUGGGCGGCAUAAAUCUGUCCAAACUGUUGCUGGCUUUGGUUGGCUGUCUGUGUGCGUCGUUGGCCGUCUCAGCAAGUGUUAUAGAACAACAUGGCAGCCGAUACUCUCCUCCCCUGGCUCGUUUACUUCCGCGUGACGCUGACCCAAAGCAGAAGAUAGAGGGGACGACAAACCUGCCCGAUGCCACCCCAGGGGACACCCCGCCUCCCUACAUUGUCAACAGCCUCACGGAGGCCAUCGCCCUAGCUGUCAUUAGCGGUAUCUGCGGGCCGUCCCUCUUCGCCCUAAUCGGCUGUGGGAUCCGCCAGAUCCGACUAACGUGGGACGACCCCUUCGCGGGCGGCGAGCGGCCCGUGGACGAAGCGGCCGAGCGUCGCAAGCGCAAGAAGCAGCAGCAGCAGGAAGAGCAGCUGGCCGACGACGACGACGUGGAAAUCGUCAACAAUAACAUCCGGCCGGCUAAGGCCGUGGUCAACAACGCCGAUCCCCUGCUGCUGGAUCGGGUGACCACGCUGGAUCUGGACAAGAUCCGGGCCAAGCCGCUACCCGCCUCUAAGUUCAGCAACACCGAGAAAAACCUGGCCGGCAAGGUCAACAAAGGCUACAGCAAAACGGCAGAGGAUAUCCUGUGAAACCCUGGCAAAUCAACAGAUUACGUUUUGGUGCCUGAGAACUGAGAAUUCAUGUAACUGUGACUUGAUGGAUUAUAAUGGUUUUACAAUGUACACAUUUCAUGGACUAUGGGGCCCGUCUAACUGGAAUAAAAGGGGGCUGCAUGCAGUACCAGACUUCAGCCUCGGAAUGGAUUCUUACGUAUGAACUUAACUUAAUUACGACACCAGAGAAUUCUACCAAUACAGCCUCGCUUUGGCUCCAACAUGAUGACGAUCCCGUUCAAAAAACCAAUAGUUCAAAGAGUGUUCAGCAACCAGUUGGCGACCGAGGACAAACACAAAAGAAGACGAUAACUGAUCCUAACUAACCAUGAAAUGACAUGUACUCCCUAUUUCAGACAGCUAACAAAUCAAAGUUUGGGACUGGUGUACAUCGUAGUUGGACUGCAUGAUUAAACAAAUCUGAUGUAACCAGAGCGACUUGCACAUGUGAAUUUCUAAGGACGUUGCUAACCAAUUUUAACUGAAUGAGACUGGAUUAAUUAACUUUUUUACGAUUCUUGUUAUUUUUGUAAUGAUUUAAUUAUGGUGAGAUCACACGCUACACAAACUGCGGGGUAAAAUUUACCAUGCAUCGAGUCUAGAUACGACAGUCCUGUAUAUUCUAGUCAAAUAGGACGCAUUAAUACAGCGAUUCGGUUUGGAGAAAACGUAUUUCCGAGAACUUUUCGCUUCGGUUCUCUUUCCUUUAAUACUUGAGUUAAAUUUAAACCCAAUCUAAAAGAGCUGUCCUCAGCUUGCAUGAUGUCAAAGUUCUAAAAAGGUCCUAGUUGCUCAAACAGUUCCUUUCCUGCAAGAAACUUUUGGCCGAUUCAAAUUCCUAGGUUUGUAGCAGUAUUAUAGGCAGCAAGAACGAUUUGUCGGGUGUUGUUAUUCGUUUUAUAUAAGAAGAAUUACUUUGUUUUUCUGUUUCAAAAUGGCUGCGUGUGGAUACUUAAUGUAAAUACUUGCAUCAAGCUGGUUGUCAAAUGAUCGUCUAAGCUUCAUUAUGUCUUUGUAAAUGAGUAAACAAAAUUAAUCCACACUUUA
This is a messenger RNA of Acanthaster planci (crown-of-thorns starfish), 1906 nucleotides long. RefSeq lists its product as uncharacterized. NCBI's taxonomy places the organism in Eukaryota, Metazoa, Echinodermata, Asteroidea, Valvatida, Acanthasteridae. The record is from RefSeq and is a predicted model, not a curated record.